UGUAGGGAGAGCAGACCAAGAGGCCUUCCAUGCACAGAUGUUGUCCAGGAUGCUGGAUCUCCGUGCUCUGCUGUUAAUCGGCCUGGUGGGGAAGCCAGUCAUCGGGUUCUCACUGAUGUCCUUCAUUGCGCCCCCAGACCCAGAUUGGACGCCGGAUGACUACUACAGCUACGAGUAUUCCAGCCCGGACGAAGUCCCCAGUGUCAUGCCGACCUCCCCUGAGAACCCUGACUGGUACUAUGCAGACGAUGAUCCGUGCCAGUCCAACCCCUGUGAACACGGUGGGGACUGUAUCAUCAGAGGGGAUACCUUCCAUUGCAACUGCCCAGCCCCCUUCUCGGGAAGCCGGUGUCAGAACGCCCAAAACAAGUGCAAGGACAACCCGUGUGUCCAGGGUGAAUGCCUCAUUACCCAGAAGCCUCCUUACUACCGCUGCGCCUGCAAAUACCCCUACACAGGGCCAGACUGUUCCAAAGUGCUUCCGGCAUGCAAACCAAAUCCCUGCCAGAAUGGUGGUGUCUGCUCCCGACACAGACGGAGGUCCAGGUUCAGCUGUGCCUGUCCAGACCACUACAGGGGGAGAUUCUGUGAAAUAGGUCCGGAUGACUGUUACGUCGGUGACGGCCACUCUUACCGAGGUAAAGUGAGUAGGACAGUGACCCAGAACCCAUGCCUUCACUGGAAUUCCCACCUCCUCCUGCAGGAGAACUACAACAUGUUUAUGGAGGAUGCUGAGACCCAUGGGAUUGCAGAACACAACUUUUGCAGAAACCCAGAUGGAGACCACAAGCCCUGGUGCUUUGUUAAGGUUAACAGUGAGAAGGUGAAAUGGGAAUACUGUGACGUCUCAGUCUGCCCGGCCCCAGAUACUCCUGACCCGGCGGGAAGCCUUCUGGAGCCUGCGGUGGAACUGCCAGGGUUCAACUCGUGCGGGAAGACAGAGAUAGCGGAGCACACAGUCAAGCGCAUCUACGGGGGCUUUAAGAGCACAGCGGGCAAGCACCCGUGGCAGGUGUCCCUGCAGACCUCACUGCCGCUGACCACCUCCAUGCCUCAAGGUCACUUCUGUGGGGGCGCCCUGAUCCACCCCUGCUGGGUGCUCACCGCAGCCCACUGUACUGACAUAAGCACCAGGCAUCUGAAAGUCGUGCUGGGGGACCAGGACCUGAAGAAGACAGAAUCUCACGAGCAGACCUUCAGGGUGGAAAAGAUACUGAAGUACAGUCAGUACCUUGAAAAAGAUGAGAUUCCCCAUAAUGACAUUGCUUUGCUCAAGUUGAAGUCAGUGAAUGGUCGCUGUGCUCUGGAAUCCAAAUACGUGAAGACCAUAUGUUUGCCCAGUGACCCCUUUCCCUCGGGGACUGAAUGCCACAUCUCCGGCUGGGGUGUGACGGAAACAGGGGAAGGGUCCCGCCAGCUCCUGGAUGCUAAAGUCAAGCUGAUCUCUAACCCUUUGUGCAACUCCCGCCGACUCUAUGACCAUACAAUCGAUGACAGCAUGAUCUGUGCAGGAAACUUGCAGAAGCCUGGAGCAGACACCUGCCAGGGUGACUCCGGGGGCCCUCUGACCUGUGAACGGGACGGCACUUACUUUGUCUAUGGGAUCGUGAGCUGGGGGCAGGAAUGUGGCAAGAAACCAGGAGUCUACACUCAAGUCACCAAGUUCCUGAACUGGAUCAGAAACACCAUGCAUAGAGAGACCGGCUUCUGAGGUGCCAUCUUGGGAGCCUUGAAGCCCCUCCCUCCUCUUUAGCACCAGACAAAAGGGGUUUCCCGGGCAGCCAGGGAUGUCCUUUGCAUCCCAGAAGACCAUGUAGCUGAAGACCACACUUUCCACAGAGACUGUUGCCAAACCAUGGGCCUAUCCCAGAACCAUUUCAUGAGGGCCCACUCUGCCCGCCUUCCCCCUUGGGAACCAAUGAGAAAUAUGAUGAUUUUUGCUCCCCUUCACCCUCCGGAAAAGCAGAACUCGAAGAGACGGUCUUCACCAUGGACACCCGCAAACGUGAGGUUCCUAAAUGCCCAGCAUCAGCACCAGGGAUGUCUCCUUGACUCUUCCUCCCCUGCCCAAACCAUCAGGGUUCUAGCCAAUCUGACCCACCCAUCAGAGAGAAGCCCCCAAAGCACACGCUCCAGAGUUUGCUUUCAGAGCUGUUUUAAUCAAGGCAGAGGCGGAGAUGGGGAGGGCGUGGCCAUUUUUUUAACAACUCGUGCAGACUGAAGCCCCACGUGAAGGCAUGCCUCCAGCCAGCAACCCUCCAACGGCUGGCCUCUCUCUCCCGAGGACGCAGCUGCGGGUGGCCGCUCACAUCAGCAGAGCCUUCUUCCUGUUGAUGUGCAGAAUCUCCGAGGCGUCUGGGUUCACCUCCGGGCUCUGAUGAUCUCUGUGCCCCAUUUGCUCCGGCCCUGCCUGCAGAAAUCACACAUAGCCCCCACCCCAAGUGCACAUGAAGCUCCCACAAGCCAUGCUAAGACGCCGGCCCAACAUCUGACACAUCCGCCCCCCCUCCUUUGUCCUCUCUUCCACCCUGCCCAAGAAAAAGGACCCUCGAGGCAAAGAUGAGAAAGGAGCAAAGCCCGCGUCUCAUUUAGAUGUGGUGUCUCUUUUCUGAACAAAGUCGGGUUCAAAAUGCAGACUGUUGGAGCCAGCGAGUCCCUGACCCUUUCCGUGCAUAUAACGAGCUAACACUCAGCACAGCCUGGGCUGCCCUGGCCCGGGAUUGAUGUCGCCCUGGUGGGUUUGCCUCUGCAGAACUAAUGGCUGUGACUUCAGAGGAAGCCUGCGGGAAGUUUAACCCACGUGUCACCGGCCCGGUCAUCUCAGACCCAUGAAAUUAGGCGCCUUGUUCGGCUGCCUUUCACGCUUCUUUAGAACUGGCUGACCUUUGCCCAAAAAUAAACUUUGAAAAGCAA
Molecule: messenger RNA, 2913 nt
Organism: Mesocricetus auratus (golden hamster)
Lineage: Eukaryota; Metazoa; Chordata; Mammalia; Rodentia; Cricetidae
Gene: Habp2
Product: hyaluronan binding protein 2
Exons: 13
Coding region: 38-1711 (557 amino acids)
Biological process (GO): proteolysis
Molecular function (GO): calcium ion binding; serine-type endopeptidase activity
Source: RefSeq, a predicted model, not a curated record